CCUCGGGCGGCCCCGGCGGCCCCGGCGCGGAGGGGGAGACGGGUCCCAAGAUGGCGGCGCUGCAGGCGGAGCGCGGGUACGGGCUGUCCUGCGGCCGCCUCGGCCGCGGCACCCGCGUCUCCGUCUUCCACGUCAAGCUCACUGAGAGCGCCCUGCGCGCCUUCGAGAGCUACCAGGCCUGCAAGGAUGCUGUGACAUCGAAGCCCGUAAUCCAGUUUCAAGGAAGCCAAGGGCACAUCGCAAUUCCAAGGCCUGAUCGACCCACGGAAGUGCGGACUUUCACAUUUUACCUUUCCAAUAUUGGCAAGGACAGCCCCCAAGGGAGUUUUGACUGCAUCCAGCAGUAUGUAUCUAGCAAUGGCAACAUCCACCUGGAUUGCUUGGGAAGCAUACAGGAUAAGAUCACGGUGUGUGCUACUGAUGAUUCCUACCAGAAGGCAAGGCAAAGCAUGGCGCAGGCGGAGGAGGAGACUCGUAGCCGAAGCGCUAUAGUCAUUAAACCUGGUGGGAGAUAUGUAGGCAAAAAGGUACAGGUGCGCAAACCUGCACCAGGAGCUUCUGAUGCCGUUCCCUCCAGGAAGCGCCCAACGCCCGUCAACCUUGCCAGUGCAAUAAAGAGAGGCAAUAGUGCGAUUUCUCAGAGACCCUUCAAAGACAGGGUUGUGCACUUACUGGCACUAAAGCCUUAUAAGAAACCCGAACUUAUUCUCAGAUUGCAGAAGGAUGGACUUUCUCAGCAGGACAAGGAUUUGCUGGACAACCUUCUGCAACAGGUUGCGAAUUUGAGUGCCAAGGACAGCACUUUCACGCUGAAAGACUGUGUCUACAAAGAAGUGCAGAAGGACUGGCCUGGCUACUCUGAAGGAGAUCAGCAGUUGCUGAAAAGGAUACUUGUUCGGAAACUCUGUCAGCCUCAGAACAGCAGUGGCUUUCAAGGAGAGGCGCCUUCCCUGAGUCCACCGAAAGACAACGUGAGCUCCUCUCCCCCUCAGAAACGAACCCAACCUCAGGAUUUCAUUGAUCCCCUGGCCAACAAAAAGCCCAGGAUCUCGCAUUUGGCUCACAGAGCUCAACCCACAUUCAACGGGAAGCUGAAUUCCUCCAAUGGGAAGGAUGCUCCUAUGCCUGCGCCUGCCCUGCCGCCGUCUCUCCCGGAGUCGGUGAGCUCCAGCUCCAGCCUCCCCGUGCUGGAGCUGCCGAGGCCUCACGAUCCACUUUCGGAUGUCAGCAAUGACCUGACGCACAACGGCAGAGACUGUGAGAACCCGGAGACAGCCGACAGACUGACUCAUCCGUUGCCCACAGACUGUCCCCAAACGAGCAAGCACAACUGCAGCUCGUACGUAAAAACCAAGAAGAAAUCCAAAAAGCACAAAGACAAGGAAAAGGAGAGAAAGGAGAAGAAAAACGAAGAGAAAUGCAAAGAGGAGAAGCAGGACUGUGAAGUAAUAAAAAAUGCUGACUUAGUUAGUGUUCCCCAGGAAGAGGUCACAGGUUUAAAUGGAACAUGCAAUAAUUCUAGUGUACCAACAUCAACUUCAGAAAUGCCAGAUUAUUUAUUAAAAUACGCAGCCAUUUCCUCCUCGGAGCAGCGUCAGAGUUACAAAAAUGACUUCAAUGCGGAAUACAACGAGUACAGAGACUUACAUGCUCGGAUAGAAAGGAUAACUCGCCGGUUUACGCAGUUAGAUGCCAAGCUGAAGCAGCUUUUGCAGGGCUCUGAAGAAUAUAAGACCAUCCAUGAUCAAAUUUUACAGGAGUAUCGGAAAAUUAAAAAGACUAACCCCAAUUACAGCCAAGAGAAGAACCGCUGCGAAUACCUCCACAACAAACUGGCUCACAUUAAAAAACUGAUAGCAGAGUAUGACCAACAGCAGUUUUAGCUGGCGCCGAGCGGGACUGGGUAGGGCAAAACAAAAAAGUCACCUGGACGUUACGUUCACUUUUAUACAACUCUAUUCCCUUCAGAGACGAGCGUUAAUUCCUCAUGGUUGAAGAACUUGGGGAUUCCUUACGAUGCCGAAUCUGUCAUGUCUGUGUCCGAGCCGGGUCGUGAGCGCAAUGCCUGGCACAGUCCUCUUUGAGUUUUAGCCUCUCUGAAUGUUGGAAUCUAACAAGUGAGAAAAAAAAAUCUGCUUAUUUUGAAGCCAGCGUUUGACACUUAAGGGAAAAAAAAAACUUGCCUAAAGUGAACGAAGCUCCCAAAGGUUAAGAAUCAAUAGUUUUCAUGGAUUAAAGUUUGGCAUGAAGUGUAAUUACCCCCGGCCCAGGUCUGCUGGGUUACACGUUGUCCUUCAAAUGGUGAGGAACUGGAAUGCUGCUAGGUUACCUCCUCCUCUGGCACCUGCGACUGUUCGUAUGCAAGCUGUCUGCUCCUCAUGGCACCGCGUUAAAUACACCACGUACCCAGAGCUCUCGUUGUUUGUUCCUGCUUUUCUCCUCUCCGGUGUGUGCUCUCUCGAGGCGGUUGUGUCGGUAGGAGGGGAGCAGCCCGGGGAUCCACGCUGAGUGCCUUGGGCAGUGCAGAAGUGGAUCCUCCAUGUGGAAAAAAAAAACCCACAAAACCACCCUUAGUUCUUUUUUCAAUCCGCUUGUGCGUUUGGAAGCAGCGGGCGUAAAGGUUUUGCAGUGGCCUCUCCAGCAGGCGCAACCCCGUCUGCCUGCGCUCACCUUCUCGUACCAGCGCGGGGAAGGUCGAGAGACCUGUCUGUCUUUGACUUUUAUAGUUUUAUACCAAGGCAGCCAGUUUUAUUAAUUGCUAACGAGACUAAGGUCUAUUUUUGUAUAAGAAAACAAAAAAAGAGCAUCUUUUUCUAAAACUGUGCCUCCCCUUUCCCUGUAGGCCAAGUGUUUGAGACCCCUCCCUGUCCUCUACCUGCAGUGUUAACUGGAGCCGAGCGGAUGGGCACUCAGAGAAGUUAUUUUAUUACCUGGCUGACCCAGGAGAGAGGAGGGGGGUUGGGGAUGCCGUGCUUUCUUCUUCUUCUAUUUUUUGUGUAGUUCCAAAGAAGCAGCAGCAGAAAAUCAGUCUCGGAGCAGGCGCCCGAGCGUGAGAGAAGCAAGGUAGCGUUUUCCCAUGCGGGUCACUUCCACUGCUGGGCUUUAUCGCCAGCUUCUCCGUGCCGUCUUUCUUCGGGAUUUGGUUUUUCUUUUCUUUUUGGACUUGAAGGGAACAGUUUUCCAGUAUGGCCAGGGUGUGAGAAACACGCCAAAAAGCACAAAGGUGUCCUUUAACUCUGCUCUUUCUUUCUCUCCCCUCUCCCCUUUUAAUCCUGCCAGCCUGUGUGAUUUGACUUCUUCCCGCUUCCGUUUAUCUCAAAGUAAAGGAUUACUUUCCUGUGGCGUCUCCUUCCCUUGGAGGUUGCACUGAGGAGUCUUUCACCCUUUUGAAGGAGCGGAAUGGCAGAUUUAAGGAGGGAAAUAGUUCUUACACAAGGAGUAAUUUAUACCUUUUCCACCCCAAAAAUAAAGUGGGUCCAUCUGCUGUAUAAAAAUACUAAUAAUUCCAUUCUGGCUGGAUGGGGUUUGCGUCGUCCGGCCAGGGCCACCGCUUUGCUUUGCCGCUUGCAAUGUUCUGAGUUUCUCUCCCUGCCGCGUUGCCCGCAGCGUCCAGCGCCCACCAGGACUUUGCCAUCCCGUUCUUCAAACGCAAGCCUGCUGCUGACGGGACGGCGCUGAGCCGGCCAGCACGCGGUCCACCGACUGCCACUGGAAAGCCACAGUCUCCCGCUGCUCUACAAAGCCCAGACCUGUUCAGGAAUGGAGUGGUGAAGGAGAAAGGGGAAGCGAUGUGAUGUCCGAGGUCUGUAGGGUGAGCUAGGGAAGUCCCGAUGAGCCUCUUGAGGCUCGGGAAGCGCUUCGGUCCCAUCUCAUCCUCUCCAGAAAAAGACUAGUGGAAGUUAGGGAGCAGUUUGUCUUGUGGGCCAAGCCGUUUGUGUCACGCUGCCUGCCUCCAGCGCUUCUGCUCGUCAGGAAAAGCUGGAAAAUGCAGGAGAAUCAAAGGCUCUUGUCCAGAAAACUCUGUCCUCCUGCUCGCUGGGGUCUUGCACUGGGCCAGCGUGGGAUUCCUUAAGCGGUGGCUGGUGUCAGCGUCCACCCUCGGGCCUCACUUCAGCUCCGAUCCCCACAAACCUCCCAUGGCUUUGGAUUUCA
Cuculus canorus (common cuckoo) is the source of this 4152-nucleotide messenger RNA. It is a transcript of the gene ELL, whose product is annotated as elongation factor for RNA polymerase II. Gene Ontology annotation, molecular function: cis-regulatory region sequence-specific DNA binding. Gene Ontology annotation, cellular component: transcription elongation factor complex. Lineage: Eukaryota; Metazoa; Chordata; Aves; Cuculiformes; Cuculidae. Bases 51 to 1883 code for a protein of 610 amino acids. Gene Ontology annotation, biological process: transcription elongation by RNA polymerase II; snRNA transcription by RNA polymerase II; positive regulation of transcription elongation by RNA polymerase II. The record is from RefSeq and is a predicted model, not a curated record. The transcript is spliced from 12 exons.